AACGCAAGCUGGUUACGUCGGUGUCGAAGUGUCACAUGAACCCUCCGCCUAUCUUCAAAUCUCAAAGUUGCACAUGUGCGAGACAAGUUCCACACGGUUGGGAUCAAACGAUCUCGGAUCACGGUCGCUAAUCACGCGUUCGCGUAGCACUUGAAGCAGCGAUUAAGCUCGAAACUCGUCCGGAUAACGCAUUUUUUAUUUUUGCGAAAAAAAGUCCCAUUUCCCCAGUGAAACUUGAACAAAAAUAAAUCAAAAAUUCGGUGCCGUUGAAGUGGAAGAAAAAUAAAAUAGUAUUGGAUGCGCCAACUAGACAAGUGCAUCAGCAUCAUCGGAGCGCAGGUUGUGCGCGGUGUGAUGCAGUUGUGCAAAGGAAAGCGAAGAGCAAAUAAGUGAAAAUUACAGUGCAAAGCAAAUAUACGAUAAAAUUAAAACAUUACUGACAGGUUCGACAAACGUGCGACGGGGAGCAUUCGAAAACGCGCAAGAAUUUGGCCCUUGAUGCACACAGGUCUUGCCACUGAUAGUGCACUGAAAAGAAUUCAGAAAAAAAAAUACAUAUAUGUGUAACAACCGAGCUGAACGCCAAAUCACCUGAUCAUUAUCGGGAACGUGUUCUCCGGCAGAUGCCGGGUGGGAAGUGAAUUUCGACACAGUUACAGUGAGGAAAAAAGGAAGGAAAAAGUGCGUGAGUCGUUUGGAGAAGUUUGGGGCGAAAAAAUUGCGGUGAAACAUUGGUGGGGCAAGAAGAGUGUCUUCAAGCUUGGGCUCAAGUGGUCAUUGGAAGGUUGUUUUGUGGAUUUGUGUAUGUGUCUUUUUGUUUCUCGUGGUUCGCUGGGGGAGGAAAAGAAAAUUAGCAUAUCUUAUUCUCAUGGUACACACAACCUAAUUCUAAAUAGUGAGUGUUGACGGCCAACAAGUUACUCCCAUGCGCUAAAAUUCAGAAACAACGGCAUCUUUCGAGAAAUCUAUUCGGACUGUGCAGUGGAACGCACAAUUUGAAAGUAUAAUAUAUUUGUGCGCGCGAAUCACCGUACACUUUGGUGCAAAAAAAAUUGCAAUAGGUGGUGGCAAUAAAACAUCUCAUCGUCGCAAAGGGUAGACCGUAGUAUGUCCCUCGAGUGCUGCUGCAUUCCAGUGCCUACGAUCGGACGACAGCAGCAGCAGCAGCAGUAGCAGUAGUUGUAACAUUAGUAUUUAAUACAGCCACGGAAACAGCGAUCAAUUAAAAUUAAUAACCGUAGCCAAGAAGAGUAUCCCCACUGGGCCGUUUUCUUCAACCAGAGAAUUAUGAACUAUGUUUAAGCUAGUGCGAACCAUGCAACCGCCCGACGACAACUCAUACCAUCCGGCCAAAUUGUGCGUCAGUAUCAAGCGAACACUCCAUCCGCCACAUCCGCUGCCGCAUGACAAACACUCCCACCGGUAUCCUCAUCACUAUCAGUAUCCGAUCGGACGACAUCUGCGCCAUAGUAGUCAGAGCAGCAGCAGCAGCAGCAGCAGCAGUUUUAGUUCCACCACUAGCAGUAAUUUAACAAAAUUCCUGAUUUUAUUGUUCCUAUCUAUCUGUGAUAAUCGGGCGUGCAGAACGCUUACCUUAGCAGAGGCAGCUUCCGCUACUGUCGUCAGUAGCACUAGCAGUACCACCGUUCCCAUUUUAGCCACCAGUAGUAGCAGUAGCCGUAGUUCCACCACUAGUAUUUACCACAACACUAUAGUGCAUCAUCAGCACGAGGAGCAGCAGGAGCAAGAGAACCUUUUAGACGAUAGUGAUAGUGAUGGGUACGUCCCGGCGCCACCAGCUGUGGCGGUUAACCGUACCAAACUGCAGGAGAUUGUCAUGGAGGGGCUCGGAAUCAGUGAGAUUCCCAAUAUGAAAACGAUGAACGUCAGUCAGCAAGAAUAUGAAACCAAAUAUCGAGAGUACCUGGAACGAGUCAACAGACGUAACAGCCUCCAGCGGUUGCAGCGUCAACUUGACCACGAUGAGACUGAUGACUACGUGGGUGCGGAUAGCCUGCUAGAGAGCCGGCAUCUGUUCAGCUUCCCGGAUUCAGGUCACCAAUUAAAUCACCAGAAUCUUCGGCGCAAGCGCUCCCUCAACAACAACUAUGAUCUGGUGUAUAUCCGGUUCGAUAUACCAACCAGAAAUGCAUCCACCGGUGAACUAUCCGGUAUCAACUCUCCCUCCAUGCUCCCGGCAGCAGCUGCUGCUGCAACGCAUCAUCACAGCAGCCAGAAUCACCAUCAGCGGCACCAGCAAACGCUCACGGAGCUUCCACCAAUCUCGCCCGAGAACAUCGAGGAAUCAUCACUAAACAUAAUGUUAACCAGAAGGCAAAACGACGAGCGCAGCACAAAUAUCAAUAGUAAACAUCAGCAGCAUUUGACACCGGCGGCCGGCGAGGAUCAGCAACAGAUGCACUCUCAUCACGGAAGGCGCGCAGGGCGAAUUAAAUUCAAACAUAAUAUUCACAAUAGUGGAAGCGGUGUCACUGGUGGCCACAACGGCUUCUCUGCGGACAACGGGAGUCACAAAACUGGGAAAACUAUCAAUUUACACAUCUAUCAACUGGUUGAACCCUACGAGCGACACUGGCUGACAUCGAAAACUAUCGCCGUCUCUGAAAUUGCACUCAACGAUAAGAAGUGGUUCCAAUUGGCACUGGACGAAGCUGUGCGCACGUGGCUCGAUGGUUCAAGGAAGAAUCUCGGAUUGGAAAUAUACUGCGAAAAUUGCUACAGCCACGAUAUCUUUGUCAUUUAUGACUCGUCCCCUUUCUUUACGAGUUAUGAAGAAACGCCCGUCCUCAAUGUGGUGGGAAAGCUGAUCCAGCGAGAAAAACGUUCCAAAGUACAACGCUACCGGCCCACCAUGGGUGACUAUCUCUCCCCACCGAAGUCAACCUCUUGCACGACCAGCAACAAACGUUGCUGUCGCCAUCCGCUGCUGGUGGACUUCCGUGACAUUGACGGAUUCGAUUUCAUCAUUCAGCCAAAAAUUUUCGACGCCGGUUUCUGCCGAGGUCGAUGCCCACUGAAAUUCAACCCCGCUAGUCAUCACGCCAUGCUGCAGAGCCUCCUGCACGAGCACGCCAAGUAUGAGGUCCCGAAGCCGUGCUGCGCUCCGUCCCGCCUGGACCACAUCGACGUUCUGUAUGCCGAUCCGAAGAAUACUCAACGAUUGAAGGUGGCCACCUGGAGUAACUGGCGGGUUACGGAGUGUGCCUGCUCGUGAUUCACACGCACCGGAUACAACGAACGCAGAUGAAAUGCUUGCAUUUAUGAACCCUGAACCCCCGAAAAUCCUAGAGAUGAAAACGAAAGUAUUAUUUGCGACAAACAAAACGUGUAGUUUUUUAAGUAACAGGAAACCAAAAUUUACGCCGAAGGAAGCAAGUGCUACUACAUUUUUUUUUUUGCUUUUCGGGUUGAACGACGCUACGAGAAAAUCUCAGUAUAGAACACAGGUCCAUACAAGUUAGUUCGAAUGUCAAUUGUUCCCAGACUUUGUAGCAAGUAGCAAUAUGAUUUUAUUUAUACAUUAUUUAUUUGUAGAAAGUACUGAUACCUUUUUAAGAUUAAUUUUAGCACUAGGCGUAAGCUUUUCUCUCUGCAGAGAAAUCAUAACGAAACUAGGAAAAUUUUACUGCACAAAAACAUGGAUAACUCAAUGUUGGCCAAAGGAACGAAUCACUGAAUAGCAGAAAGGCGUGAGUCGAUUCUAUAGAUUAUAUUUAUUACUUUUUCCGUCUCUUGUACUUUCUCUUGAUUACUGAGCGAUCUUCGUAGGGUAUUUGUGUUAACGCUAAUAUAUAUAUAUUUUGUAACAAUUUUUUUUGCAAUACAAACAAGCCAGAACAGACCUACUUAUUUUGUGAAGCCUUCCCAAGAAACGAAACCAUAUGAAAGAAUAAAAAGAACGAUGUUUAUGAAGCGAGAAAUGUCCAGUAGCAAAAA
Toxorhynchites rutilus septentrionalis is the source of this 3957-nucleotide messenger RNA. It is a transcript of the gene mav, whose product is annotated as bone morphogenetic protein 5. NCBI's taxonomy places the organism in Eukaryota, Metazoa, Arthropoda, Insecta, Diptera, Culicidae. The coding region runs from base 1295 to 3235 and encodes 646 amino acids. The transcript is spliced from 3 exons. The record is from RefSeq and is a predicted model, not a curated record. Gene Ontology annotation, molecular function: cytokine activity; growth factor activity. Gene Ontology annotation, cellular component: extracellular region. Gene Ontology annotation, biological process: BMP signaling pathway; SMAD protein signal transduction.